This is a messenger RNA of Musa acuminata subsp. malaccensis (wild Malaysian banana), 1026 nucleotides long. RefSeq lists its product as uncharacterized. Lineage: Eukaryota; Viridiplantae; Streptophyta; Magnoliopsida; Zingiberales; Musaceae. The record is from RefSeq and is a predicted model, not a curated record.
AACUACGACUCGAGGGAAGGGAGAGACGAGGGCAAGAGGCGGAGGGGGACGAGAGGUGAUCAGUGAUUUGGUGGUCGAUGGCGGAGGAGGUGGUUCCGCGUUGGGGAGUGGAGGAGGAGGAGGAGGAGGAGGAGAAGGUGGUGGGUCGGGAGGCCGAAGCCGGGUGGAAGUGCUGGAAGCACCCGGUGCAGACCUCCUACGGCGUAUGCCCCGCUUGCCUCCACGAUCGCCUCCUUCGCCUCUGCCCAGACUGCGCCAACGUCCGACCCUGCGGCUGCUUCCCCUCCCCGUCCUCCUCGGCCUCUUCCUCCUCGCUCUCCUCCGCCGAGCUUCUCGACUCCGGGGCCGCUGUCGGGGCGGUGGGGCUCGUGUCGAUUCUCGUGGAUAGCGAGCCGGCCUUCCGGCGGUCUCGAUCGGUCGGGUUCCCGCUGCCAAGGUCGAGAUCGGCGGCCGUCCCCGACGUGGACAGCGUGGCCCCGCUGCCGCGGGCUCGGCAGGGCCGCAAAGGGUGGGCGCCGUUCUGGCCGUUCUUGAGGGAAGCGAGGAGGAAGGAAUCCUCGGAGGCGGAGAUGUACAGGUCGAGGUCGGUGGCGGCUGAGCGAUCGGAGGCUCCAGCCGGCGGCAGGGAGAAGGAGGGGAAGGCAAAGGGAGGUCGAUGGUGGCAUUUCCCGAGCCCGAUGAGGGUUUUCCGGCACUGGAAGUCGGCGACGAAGGUGAUGCAGGAGCGGUUGCCGUUACGGCGCAGGUGAGAAUCUCAAAAGAGAAAUAACGGAGAUCUCCCUCCGUUAUCAUCAACUCGGCAUUAGUAUCAAUAUUACCAGUUGGUAUUCACCGUCGGAACAUUUUGUAGACAACGAUUGAUUGAUUAGCAGAUACUAAAGCUUCCCUACUUAACACAUGUAGUUUCGUGCUCCGAUCAACCCAAGUCCGUCUGAUGUCGAUCAGACGGCGAGGGGGGUCGCACUGCAAUCUUCUAUAUCAUGUACGAUUUCUCGAUAAUUGCAUAUAUUGAUGUCUUUGCGAAUA